GAACUUUCAGAUGUUUAUAUCUUAAUAUUUAUUUAACCUAUAUUGGAUGUAAUAUUUUAAAUUGUUGAUUUAAAAAGUAGAGAGUUAUAUAUUUUUUCUCAUUAGGAUCAUUAAAGUACAAUGGAUAAAAAUUGACAGACUUUUAUAUAUAAUUAGUAAAAAAUGUUUAACAAACUAAGAGCUAAUGUCAUGUGCAGAUUCCGAAACGCUGUGAGGUCAAAAAAUAUUGCUCGUAUCCAAUAUAUACUUUCUAAUGAAAAUGUUGUAGAGAUUGUUGACAGUUGUGGUAAUACGUUUCUUCAUUUUGUGGCUGAAAAUGGGACCGUCGAUACUGCGACUCAGCUAUUGAAUAUUGGAUUAAAUAUUCACUCCCAAAAUAAAUACGGAAAAACGCCUAUUUUCUAUUCUUUUCAAAAUUCUUUUCAAAUGGUUAAAAUUCUAUUCAAUCAAGAAACUAAGCUCAAUUCCAAUUUACUUAGUCAUGCAUUAUAUUUUGGCACUGAAGAAAUUGUUUUAUUUUUGUUACGUAAUUUAACAAUUGAUUUCAAAUGUCCGAAUAAUUCGUUACCGAAUAGAAUUUCCGUUAAAACUAAAAAUCUAAUUGAAGAAUCAGAUGUGCUUGAUAAAUUACAGAUAUCAGAAAAUCUAAUAAAAUUUCUUCUAUCAAAUAAAGAAUAUUUAAUAGCAAGUGAUAAAUAUUAUUCGCUGUUAAUUUUCUUUGCUGCUAAAAUUGGUUCGAACGAUAUUUUACAAUUAAUAUUAAACGAUUGUCAUAAAUAUUUAACAAAUAAAAGAAUAAAUAAAAAUGAAAUUCAGCCGGAAGCUUUGAAUAUUCGAAAUGAAAAGGGUGAAACAGCGCUACAUUAUGCGGUUAGUCAACAACAUGUUGAUGCAGUGAAAUUUCUUUUGGAGAAAGGAGCUAAUCCAAAUUCUAAGUCUAAAAUUAAAUUUACACCACUUCACUAUGCAGCGCGACUUGAAAAUCAAGAGAUUUGUGUAAUUCUCCUUGAUUAUGGAGCCAAUGUUAAUCCAAACGAAGAUGGUUUUGAUAAUCCUUUGCAUUUGGUUAGCGGAUAUCUUAUGGGGAAAAUAUUUCAUGGUUUUGACGAAUUAACAAUCAACGUAUUUCGUCGUUUUAAAGGAAAUUGUACAAUUAAUCAAGAAAUUAUGAAACUAUUUCUUACACAUGGAGCUGAUCCAAAUAAGCGAGGUAAUAAUGGUAUGCCAAUUUUUAUUCAAUUUUGUAAACGUAGACGUAUUGAGGAGAUGAAAAUUCUUUUGGAAUUUGGAGCAAAUAUUCGAAUUGCUGACGAUGAUGGAAAUACAGCUCUACAUCAUGCAAGUACAUCAAUUCCAAUCAUCGAUUUACUACUAAAAAAUGGUCUUGAAAUUGAUGUCAAAAAUAAAGAAGAAAAUACUCCUCUAAUGCAUCACUUACAGAAGGAAUUUAAUCCGAACAUGAAAUUGGUUGAAUAUCUUUUGGAUCAUGGUUCAAGUAUUACUGCUGUAAAUAAAAGCGGCUAUUCUGUAUUUGACAUUGCCAUAAAUUACGAUCAUAUUGUCAGUGUUCUUACUUUAUUGGAAUUUGGUGCAGACAAAAUAUUAAAACACAAUUUGGAUUCUAAAAAUACACAUAUAACGGGCACACAUUGUUAUGGUAGAUUUGAUCAUCCAAAAAUGUAUUUAUAUAUAAACAAUUUAAAGAUUUUAAUUUCUUAUAUAGCGUUAAAGAGAGAAAAUAUAAAUGAUUAUUUCGUUUGUUGUUUAAAUCCUAAUAAUUUUUCAGGAUUUAUAAUAUUUAAUGAAAUAAAACUUGAAUUAGAGACAUUAAAAACGCGAAAAAUUUUAAACAAAGUUGGAAUAUGUUAUUCGUAUUAUGAUUUUUUGGCACGAGAUUUAACAACUGCAGUACGAAUUAUUAAGAAUCCUAUUAUGAAACAACAAUUAUCAAAUGUUGAAAAUUUUCGAGAUUUACGUUACUAUAAACUAUUUAUUCAGCAUCGAUUUAAAUGGGCUAAUGAUUUGGAAGAAUCUUUGGAUGAAAUAGUAAAUUUUCUUUUGAAUUUCGGAAAGAUCAGAUUACCAAUUCUAGUUAUUGAGAUAAUUCUCAGUUAUUUUACUUAUCGUGAUUUUCAAUGUUUUGGAAAGAUUUUAUCCGAAAUAAAAAAUUAAACAUUCGUAGGUAUAUAAUAUCAUGUUUUAAAGAUUUUUAUUGAACGGUUUAUUAAUGAGAAUAAAAAUCGGAAUUCGUUUUUUUAAAUUGUUAAGAAUGAUAACAAGAAUUUUUUUUUAUUUAAAAAAUUGUCUGUUACGUUCUUAUUUCAAAAUAGCAUCUAAUUUAAUAAGA
This is a messenger RNA of Leptopilina boulardi, 2347 nucleotides long. RefSeq names its product ankyrin-1-like. The record is from RefSeq and is a predicted model, not a curated record. The transcript is spliced from 2 exons. Gene Ontology annotation, cellular component: cytoplasm. Lineage: Eukaryota; Metazoa; Arthropoda; Insecta; Hymenoptera; Figitidae. The coding region runs from base 163 to 2172 and encodes 669 amino acids. Gene Ontology annotation, molecular function: protein binding.